AUGCAAAUCGAAAAUAUCAUCAAAGACCUUCCUCUAGCGCCACCGCCGCCUCCACCACCACAACCGCCAGUGCUCCCUCCACCGCCUCCACCAGGUCCUCCAAUACCAGCAGCAGAGUUGCUCGGAAUUCCAACAGAUUUAGCUCCACACUUCCCUUCUCAACUAUUGCAGCUGAAAUGGCAGCUCUUCUGUGUGCAGAAGAGUCAACAAGAACUUGCCAGUGCAAUUCUUCAAUUAAGUAGCAUGAUUUUAGUUAACUCCUCGCCACAGCUCAAUCCAUCCCUCCAACAAACACAGCAAAACUUACCUUUGGGUUUUGCGGACAGCAAACCGCCCUGGAAACGCAGAUGGAACUCCAAAGAACGGGGUUCUAGUAGUGCAUCUAAAUACGCCAUGACGUCACAGACUCAAGCAAAGUCAAAAGCUCCAUUGAGCCUUGUUCCCUGUCAGUGCAACGUUUGUCAGAAGAAUGAUGCCGUAUCAGUGUUACCAAAGCAAUCAGAUCCAAUUAAUCAGAGUCCACUCGAUUUAUACGUCUCCUACUUUCUAAACAGUCUCGAGAACAGGCAACUUCCACUUCCACCGACGUUAGCACCACCGCAACAGGAUAUUGGACGGACUUCCAUUCAUCAACAGGAGAAGCCACUGGAUCUUGCCACUCAUUCCCGCUCACGUCCAGCGAAAAUUGAGCUCACUGGUGACCUAGGACGUCCUCGACCUUCAUUUAGUCAACCAGCGAUUGGGGAGGCGACCUCGGAGUUGAUCACCUCUCCAAAUAGUCUUAACCUCUCACCCACGCGUGACUCCUCACCCCUAUUCCUCUUUCACAAAUCCCAUCCAGACGGAAAAAUCAACCAUGAACAAGCUUUUGACGACAUCUUGCAGUUGGAAGCAGCUGCAGCUUCGACAGGUGGUUUCAAACCUGCAUGGACACACCCCAACAAUCUUACAGAGAGGGAUAGAGCUGUGGUGAUCUUGAAUCCCAACGAACCGAGGGAAAUGUUUGUUGGUGGAGAGGCGAAAGUGCGGCUACCAGUGUGGGCGUACAAGAAAUGCGUCUACAUGGUAGGACGAGAACAAAAACGUCCGGCAGCAAGAUUGUGUCUCUGCUUGCUUCAAUCCCUCUUCAGCCUGCGGUAUCUAGUUAGCCACAACUAUAGUGGAUCAAGACAGAAACGUCCAAUCGACCCAGUCGUCAUGAAAGCAGUCCUAAGGCAAGCAAUGAUGCAGUUUAGCAAAAGUGAUAACGUCCUUCCCGGGACAGAAUUCUCCCAAGGUAAACUGCGAGACUACCUCAACAAUGCUUUUCGCGUAAUGGCGUUCCGAAGAAGACGUGGUGAUCGGGUCAAAUCACCUUUUUGGAAUGACGCUGGAGAACCGAUUCUCAGCUUGGAUCCGCCCAAAGAUUUUCGUCUAAAUGACAUCAUUCUAACAAAAAUUCUUCCCCCUUUUCGAUAG
Hydatigera taeniaeformis is the source of this 1458-nucleotide messenger RNA. NCBI's taxonomy places the organism in Eukaryota, Metazoa, Platyhelminthes, Cestoda, Cyclophyllidea, Taeniidae. The record is from the annotation of a GenBank genome assembly.